AUGGGGUAUUGUUCCACACUUGCCGUUUUAGGGCAUUCAAUGGUCCCGCCAAAUCUUAAUUCAGAAUCUAAGGCUUCUUCUUCGUACCGAAAAGAGACUAUUUCUUUGUUGAAACAAUGCAGACACAUUAACCAAAUCCAAUCGAUACAUGCCAAGAUCGUAAGAAACGCCCACGAACAAGACCCAUUUAUCCUCUUCGAGCUUAUUCGUCUUUCCUCGAUUUUCAACUCCAUUGACUACGCCUACAAGAUUUUUCAACACACCCACAAUCCAAAUGUCUACCUGUACACUGCUCUGAUCGAUGGGUUCGUUUCUGCAGGUUCUUACAUCGAUGCUAUUCGUUUAUACAAUAAAAUGAUUAACGAUAUAGUUUUACCCGAUAAAUAUGUCGUUACUUCUGUCUUAAAGGCUUGUAGGUUUGGGUUGGCUUUUAGCGAGGGUAGACAGGUUCAUAGCCAGGUUUUAAAACUUGGUUUGAGCUCCAAUAGAUCAGUAAGGUUGAAAUUGAUUGAGUUUUAUGGGAAGUGCGGUGAAUUUAAAGAUGUGAUAAAAUUGUUUGAUGGAAUGCCUGAGCGAGAUGAUGUUGUUGCGUUGACCGUGAUGAUGACUUGUUAUGUUGAACAUGGAUUAGUUGAGAAGGCUGUUGAUGUUUUUAAUCGGGUUAAGGUUAAGGACACGGUGUGUUGGACAGCUAUGAUUGACGGGUUGGUUAGGAAUGGGGAGAUGAGUAGAGCUUUGGAUGUGUUUAGGGAAAUGCAAAGGGAGAAUGUGAGGCCUAAUGAAGUCACCGUCGUUUGUGUUUUAUCUGCAUGUUCGCAAUUGGGAGCGCUAGAGCUUGGAAGAUGGGUUCAUUCGUAUAUGGGAAAGUAUGGAAUUAAGCUCAAUCAUUUUGUAGGUGGUGCUUUGAUCAAUAUGUAUUCGAGGUGUGGUGAUAUUGACGAAGCAGCACGGGUUUUUCAAGUGAUGAAAGAGAAAAAUGUCAUAACUUAUAAUUCAAUAAUUGCUGGGCUUUCUAUGAAUGGGAGGAGCAUUGAAGCUAUUGAAAUGUUUAGGGAAAUGAUUGGGAGAGGGCUUAGACCAAGUAAUGUUACUUUUGUUGCUGUACUUAAUGCUUGUAGUCAUGGAGGUUUGGUAGAUUUGGGAUUUGAGAUCUUUCAUUCUAUGAGAGGAGAUUAUGGGAUUGAACCCCUGAUUGAACACUAUGGAUGUAUCGUUGAUCUUCUUGGUCGUGUGGGUCGUCUUGAAGAGGCUUAUGACUUCAUUAAGAGCAUGAACAUACCACCGGAUCAUAUUAUGUUAGGGGCUUUGCUAAGUGCUUGUAAAAUCCAUGGAAACCUUCAGUUGGGCGAGCAGAUUGCCAAAACACUGCUGGAUUGCGGAAAUGCAGAUUCAGGAACUUAUAUUCUUCUAUCAAAUGCAUAUGCUUCAACAGGGAAGUGGAAAGAAGCUGCACAAAUGAGGGUAAAGAUGAAGGAGGCGGGAAUCCAAAAGGAACCCGGCUGCAGUUCCAUAGAAGUGAAUAAUGAGAUUCAUGAAUUCAUUUUAGGAGCCAUAAGGCACCCUCAAAGGGAAAAAAUCUACAAAAAGUUAGAGGAGUUGAACCAAAUGUUAAAAUUAAAAGGGUAUUCUCCAUCAACAGAAGUGGUAUUGCAUGAUAUUGAAGACAGGGAAAAAGAAUGGGCUUUGGCAAUACACAGUGAGAGGCUUGCAAUAUGCUAUGGUUUAAUCUCAACAAAACCAUACACUCCAUUAAGGGUUGUGAAGAACUUGAGAGUAUGCAAUGAUUGCCACACAAUGAUAAAGCUCAUUGCUAAGAUCACUGAGAGAAAAAUUGUUGUGAGGGAUCGGAAUAGGUUCCACCACUUUGAAAAUGGGGCUUGUUCUUGUGGAGAUUAUUGGUGAAAUACAACUAUCAAUUUUAUUUCUAAACAAUGUGAAUUUUCUUUUGGUCAGUGUUGAGAAGAAUCAAUGUGUAGGGAUACAUUGAAAUU
Messenger RNA from Pistacia vera, 1991 nucleotides. RefSeq names its product putative pentatricopeptide repeat-containing protein At5g59200, chloroplastic. The record is from RefSeq and is a predicted model, not a curated record. Bases 1 to 1902 code for a protein of 633 amino acids. Gene Ontology annotation, molecular function: protein binding; RNA binding; zinc ion binding. The transcript has a single exon. Gene Ontology annotation, biological process: RNA modification. NCBI's taxonomy places the organism in Eukaryota, Viridiplantae, Streptophyta, Magnoliopsida, Sapindales, Anacardiaceae.